Messenger RNA from Thlaspi arvense, 1338 nucleotides. NCBI's taxonomy places the organism in Eukaryota, Viridiplantae, Streptophyta, Magnoliopsida, Brassicales, Brassicaceae. The record is from the annotation of a GenBank genome assembly.
GCGGUUCCAAUCGCCAAAUCCUCUCUUCUACCUAUCCCUUUCCUGGCCACAUAAAAACAACCGUCGUCGCCGGAGCUCUGAUCUUUACCUCCCGAUAAUAUGUCAGUCUCGGAUGAUGAAGACGAGUGCUUCGCUCGGUUCCUCGAAUCAGAAGUCUCAUCGGUAGAGGAAGAAGAAGAAUCGAAAGAACCUGAACCAAAACGACAAUGUCUUGAGAAAGACAAAACAAAGGUUGUAGAGAAGGAUGGAGAUCAAAAGGAAGAUGGUAACAAAGAUAGAAAUGGUGCGAAGAUAAUACAGAGUGGAGUUUUCAACAAAGUUCCAACAGAGAUAUUUCGUCAUAUCUUUAAGUUCUUGUCCUCUGAGGAUCUAAUAUCAUGCUCUUUGGUGUGUAAAUUUCUCAACUUUGCUGCCUCUGAUGAAUCCUUAUGGCGUCGCCUGUACUGUAUCCGGUGGGGACUAAUGCCUACAACUAGAAGGUUACGUGAAUCUGCUUGGAAGAAGCUUUAUAUCGAUCGUGACGAGAAGGACAUGAUUGAACUUGUUAGAAGCUGUCCGACGGAUUUUAAAGAGUAUUACAUUCAAAUGCAAGCAGCAAAGCGAAGCCAAGCACCUCUUCCAUCUGAGAUGGUGGAUGACCGGAUAGUUCUUGACAAAACUGUACUUGACCAAGUAUCUCUGUGGAAGAAAAGCAAGGGACUUACAGAUAAGGUUGUGAUUGGCCAUGUUUGUUUAGGAACAAAAUGUGAUUACCAUCAGAUUGACGACGUUUUCAUAUGCCAAGAGACGGGAAAUGUUCAUGUAUGCGAUGAUAACUGCAAAGAAGGAAUAUAUUGUUCGGAGAGUGGGAACAUGGUGUGUACUAUCUCAGGGCUUUGUUCUGAUAGUUUGCUCGUGGAAGAUGAUUCAAAUGCUGACGAGGAAGAAGCUGAACUAGAAGCUGAGAUAUUUACAGGAAAAGGCCGUUUUGGUCGAGCUUUUGAAUUGGGAUACAACUGCGAGAGUGAGCAGGAACUAGAACGUACCUUUGGGUUCUGCUGAUCAAAAAGUCUCUAUUCUCUCUCUCAAACUCUGAGUCUGCCUCUGUUGUAGUGCAAUGAUACAAAAGAGAAGCUGUGGUUUUUUUAGUAGUCUUUUUAGCUUUGUAACGUAUGCAGAUAUUUGUCUGUAAUUGCUCUAUUGUCCUUAAAAAAGUUUUACAUCUAGUAGUUAAGUUCCAACUUUUCCAGUAAUUCCUAUUCGUAAUUUGUAGUUUCAUAGCAAUUAGUAAUAAUCGAAUAAUGAUUUGCUCUGAUAUCUUGUUUUGCAUUUAUAAUCCAAAUCGCAAGUUUAUCCUGG